GAAUGCUACAUUUCUCCAAAUCUGUUGACAUAAAGAAAACAAAAUUUCAGCUAAUUUUCAUUUUUGGGUGAACUGUUACUUUAUGCUUAAAAAAAUAAAAUAAAACAUUUGGGGUGUAAAAAAACUCCCAAAUCUGGAAAGUUUAAACCUGUCCUUUUUUCCAUUAUUCAAUAUGUGCACGUGUCAUUGUAUUAUUAUGUUUUUAUGUAUGCAAACUCUAUAAAUAAAAUGUUAUUAAAAGAUGACAACUGCAGUUAUAAUAUUUUAGGUUAGAGUAAACUUCUCUAAGAAAAAUAUUUCAGCGCAACAAUGAAUAGAAUAGAACAGAACAGAACAGAACAAUCAUACCACAAAAAUGCUGCAGCUCAAGUAGGAUCAACAAGUGUCCACUAGGAACUCAUCUGGUAUCGAGUGAGUCGUGGUGCUUUUUUACAUAGUAAUGAGAUUAAAUCAGUAAAAAUAGUUGUUACUUACUAACAAUCUGAACAGCUAUUUUAAAUACUUUAAUAUUGUAUUCAAACUGCUCUGAUAAAUUUGUAUCAUUGGCCGUAUGGUUGACUUAUUAGCAUGACAACAUCCCAUUGUACCAUACAUUCUCUGCUUUUAAAAGCACUGUUGAUUCUGUCUAGGCACAAAAUAAACAUCAGCAUGACAGUUAGACAAAGACAGAUAAAGAAGAAUGUGUGCAUUAAUGAGUUGCAUGGAAUUCCAGUUACUUGUACAUGCAGAACCCAAAGGUGAGCUCAGCAUACUUUCUUCAGUGGAUUAAAACACUCCUUCACACAGGUAGCUCCUCUGCACGUGUCUAAGCAUCUAGUAUAUUUAAUGCAAUCUCAUGUCUGCGCAAAUCAAGCUGUUUGACGUGAAAAGAGACCACUAGGCAGGUGUUGAGUUCCAGCCUUGCCCCCUUUUGACUAUAGCUGGGAGGGAAGGAAGGUCUCAAUCUCUGCUCCCCGGAGAAGACUGGCUCGGCUGGUAGAACCAGUCACAAUAGCUAGGCCGGCGACAGAGACGUGUUUACUAAAGACACAAUAAGCUCAGAGAUCUAAUAUCAGCCUUAUAAUGCGAGAGGAAGUGGGCUGAGGGAGACCAAAACACGUUUUAGGGAUGGUUGCUGAUGAUUUGCUGACUCAAGAAGCGGAUUUGGACGAAAGCUAAAAAUGGGCAGAUUGCAGUGAUGACUAGUUGCUCACAUUGGCUGGUGACGGGGAGUAAUUUAACACCAGACAGAGAGAAGCCAUUUAGAAUGGGAGGAGAUAGCAGUGAUAUGUCAGAACUUGACGGAAAGAGUCAAUGGACUGAGGGUGUGUGAGUAAGACAGACCGCCACAGACGGUCUGUAUUCCAGGACAUUUCAAAGUUCCUCAAAUCUUCAAGAGACUAGGGAAAUGUUUCUACCAUGGAGUAUUCUCCUUUUUCAUUGACUCUUGGUGUUUAAAAAGAGUUUAAUAUCUUCAACACAUGAAGAAGAACCUCAACUACUGAAUAAUUCACCAACCUCCAGAUGCCGGUUAUUGUUUACAUAUCAACAUGUAAUUUUCCUCAGUCAUUUUCCUUGUAGGAGAAGGAUAUCUCCAACCAUCGUCGGGCUCCAAUCAUGUCAAACACUCAAGAGCAGAGCCUCAACGAGAACAUCGUCUUCGCUCCACUGACAGAAUCCAGUCCGGACUUCUUGCACUGCGAGGAAGAGCGCUAUUGUGUGGAAAGCCUGGUGAGCUCCGGAGCGGAGGCUUUCUACACCAAACUCCACCAAGAACAAAUCGGAUCGUUCCUGUCCCCCGGUGAGGUGAACCAGAUCUCCAGCUGGGCCGAGGACUAUCAUCAAAGUGAUGCAAUCCAGGAAGAUGGAAAUGGCGAGGUGGAGGUUGGUUCUAAUGGGGAGGACUUCUCUGGACAUUAUUUUCCCACAGAGUCCGACACUCCAGCACCAUGCUUGGAACUGGGAUGGCCGGAAAGGACCAUCUGGAUGGACAUGGGACAGAUUCACGUCUACACCAACCCUCCUGCAGAACAGGCGCCCUCAAUACGGGAAGUCCUCAGGAGACACCUACAAGGAGCCACUAAGCUGAUCGCCGUGGUAACGGAUAAAUUGUCGGACAACGCUGUGAUUGGUGACCUCCAAAACGCUGCAUCACGGGGAGUUCCUGUGUACAUCAUCCUCAACAAAAGAUCUGUGGAAGAGAACUGCUUUUCACACUGGCUUCAACAUCCGAAUAUUAUGGUGCGCGUUCUUGGAGGUAAAACGUACCUGACGCGUGACACUAAGAUAGUCGUCGGAGAACUGAAGGACAACUUUGUGUUGGUGGAUCUGGAGACGGUGAUAUUUGGGAGCUACAGUCUUAGCUGGACCGACGCUCACCUGCACCGUCAGCUCGUCACUGUUUUGAGCGGCCGGGCCGUUGAAUCAUUCGAUCAAGAGUUUCGGACCCUCUAUGCUGCCUCACUCCCGAUCCCAGAUGCAUGGAAAACUGGAAAAGUAGCUACCGAACCCAAACCAUUAAAAAAAGUACAGCCACUGAACAUUAAUAUCAACAAAGUUGAACUCAAAGAGUUGGUCUCCAGUCCUCCACCUCCACCUACCGACAACCCCCUGGACUGGGAGGCGAUGGGGGUCAUCCAGAGAUUCCUGGACAGCCCUCUAACUCCACCUGAUGCUGCUGAGGUGCCGUUUCAUCAUCAACAGCUCCUGGAACGGCAUCCGGGAAGAUGGGAGCCUUCCUACAAUGACUUUAACAGCAGACUUCUGCCUGGGUAUCAAGAAGACGUUAAGUUUAGUUCAAUGUUUCUGUCAGAUCUAAGGCACCCGGAAUAUCCAAGAGCAAGGCGACAUUACUCUCCAGGAGAAAUGCAUUGCAAUGAGGUGGUGAACAGGCCUCCUCUACAGAUUCCUGACAGAAUCACGUAUCCUCUACUGAAUGCUGAAAGUGAGGAGAGGUUUCCGCUGUACAAAUCUCGCACCCACCGAAUGGACAUGACAUCAGAGGAAGAGCUCGGAGCCGCUGCGAGAAGAGAGCCCUACCAGAGGCGGGACAGAGCUUUAGGAGAUACGAUGAACCCCGAAGGAAGCACACAAGCUCAUUUUAAGAAGCCAUCAGAACUGUCACGGAGCAAGACUUUCAGCACUUUGAGUGACAUUCUAAAACGGGUUAAUGCACGUGCGGGUUCCUCAGGACAGCAGAGGACAGACAACCGAGCGCCGGGCGUCAGCAAAUCCACACUGGACCUCAAUUUACAGCGUUCAGACACGGCAUCAAAUGCUCGAACCACCAACUGUGAUAAUCUGCCCUUGACUCCAGCUCUGGCCCUUAUGAAAAAGCGAAACGAUGAGAUUAAAUCGGGACUGUUGAGGAGCAUGCCCGGUGUGUUUACACCGGGUUACAGAACUCCCAAGUUUGGCCUGCAGAGGGAGACAUGGAGGGCUCCAUUCAGAAGUCAUAGAAGUGAAGAGGAGCACUGAUGUUAUGCAGGAAAACCCAGGCAAUGACAUCACCAGUGUUACAAUAAUUCCCACGUAUUUAAAUAUGUAAAUGUUACCGUAAUAAACAGGACUGCAGGUAAAAGGGGAUCUUCCUGCUUGCAGAAAAUAAAUAUUCAUCAGCAACGUUACACUUGAAAAAUAAGACUAUUAAUUUAUGCCUGAUUAAAAUGUGUAUUGACAGAUGUGAUGGACUGUCACUGAAUUCAAAUGCCAGCUGUUUACACUGCCUACUGUUUAAGACAUACCUUCAUUUGAACUAGAUUUAUAAAAUCAAAUACCACAACAAA
Molecule: messenger RNA, 3764 nt
Organism: Cyprinus carpio (common carp)
Lineage: Eukaryota; Metazoa; Chordata; Actinopteri; Cypriniformes; Cyprinidae
Biological process (GO): epidermal growth factor receptor signaling pathway
Source: RefSeq, a predicted model, not a curated record